Molecule: messenger RNA, 237 nt
Organism: Dibothriocephalus latus
Lineage: Eukaryota; Metazoa; Platyhelminthes; Cestoda; Diphyllobothriidea; Diphyllobothriidae
Source: the annotation of a GenBank genome assembly
GUUGAACGCUGCAGUCGAAUUUUCGGCAUCUGCGAUACAGGCCAUCCAGUCAUAAAGAUGAUCAUGGAGUCCGGCGAUUGGUUGGUUGGUGGUGACCUUGACGUUUUUGAUCGAAUCACCUGGAAUGACGGACUGGACGAGUUUCGCCUAACGCCCAGGGAACUUCGCGCACGUUUUAAAGAACUGCAGGUGGAAAUGCAACGUUUGAAACAAACUGUUAUCUUUUUACAUUUUUAA